Syzygium oleosum is the source of this 1741-nucleotide messenger RNA. Its product is annotated as vacuolar protein sorting-associated protein 36. Gene Ontology annotation, biological process: protein transport to vacuole involved in ubiquitin-dependent protein catabolic process via the multivesicular body sorting pathway. The transcript has 7 exons. Gene Ontology annotation, molecular function: phosphatidylinositol-3-phosphate binding; ubiquitin binding. The record is from RefSeq and is a predicted model, not a curated record. Gene Ontology annotation, cellular component: late endosome membrane; ESCRT II complex. Bases 275 to 1654 code for a protein of 459 amino acids. Lineage: Eukaryota; Viridiplantae; Streptophyta; Magnoliopsida; Myrtales; Myrtaceae.
UGAGUUCUUCCCAAGAAGACAACGGCCAAGUAGCGCAGCUUGAUCGGUCGAUCGCACCUCCUCCGCCGCCCGCCCGCCCGCCCGCCCGUCCGCCGCCGUCGGGAGCCGCCUAGUCAACUCUCUUCCUCGCCCCGCGCCUUCUCGCGGCGUCGUUUCCCUCCGGCGCAGGAACGAGGAUUCAUCCGGACUAAGAUCAGGCGAAGCAACGGAUAAGGAUCGGCAGCGAUUCGAACAUUCCUCCAGCUUCAACCUGCGGCGAGAUUAAGCUCGAUCGAUGGCCGGAGCCGCCCUCCCCGCGGCGGAGCUGACCACCAGCGGCCGCCCGAUCCUCCUCCCCGGCGAGAUCGAGUGCUCUCUCCUCUCCAACGUCGAGCUCGAACCCGAAGGCUCGCCGCCGCCGCUUAGCUCCUCCAUUCACCUCAGGUCGUCCUUCUUGAUCCUCACGACUCACCGCCUCAUCUUCGUCUCCGAUUCCUCCGCCGCCGCCGCCGCUGCCAAGGCCGCCUCCUAUGUCCCCCUCUCGUCCAUUACGCGCAUAUUCUCGCUGAAGAAAUCGAUCAAAUCGAUGUUCGCGUCGCCGCGGCUCAAGUUCCAGCUGUCCGUGGGCUCGGACGGGCGAGUGGGCGGCUCGGCGAUGAGGUCGCUCGUGGUGACGCUGGUGAUGAGAGGGAAGGAUGACGUGGAGGCGUUUGUGGACAAAUUUAGGCAGAAUUGGGGCGCUAGGGCUUGGGAGAGAGAGAAGGAGAGCGAGAGCGCGAGUUCAGGGUCGAGUUUAAUUGUGGAGUCGACUGCCAGUUCGAGCGGGUAUGAUUCGAGAGGAAUGAGAGUGGUUGGGGUGGCAGGGAUACUGAGGAGAGAACAGGAGAUGUGGGAGAGCACUGAUAAGAGCUUGCAAGAGGCUUUCCAGGACUUGAAUGCACUCAUGAGUAAAGCAAAAGAGAUGGUGAUGCUAGCUGAGAAAAUGAGGUCAAAACUUUUAUCUGCCCCAUCUCAAGCUGGAUCAUCCAAUGACGAGGAAUUGGGUUCAAAAGAAGAAAUACAGGAUUGGUUGUUGAGUGUUGGUAUUGUAUCUCCAGUUACAAAAGAGUCGGCCGGUGCUUUGUAUCAUCAACAAUUAUCCCGGCAGUUAGCAGAUUUUGUGAAGAUUCCUCUUGAGAGGUCUGGAGGAAUGAUUAAUCUAAUAGACAUGUACUGCCUUUUUAACCGGGCUCGGGGCACAGAACUGAUCUCUCCAGAGGAUCUGUUGCGAGCAUGUUCUCUGUGGGAGAACUUUAAUGCUCCUGUAAUGCUUCGGAAGUUUGAUAGCGGAGUAAUGGUUAUCCAGAAUAAGUCCCACAGCGAUGAAGAGGUUUUUGCUAGAAUCAAGUCUCUCAUAACGCAGCCCGAUGCCCUUCAGAUGGGUGUAAGUGCUGGUGAUGCUGCCAUGACCCUAGGGAUGGCUCCAGCAAUGGCCAAGGAGCACCUCUUAACUGCUGAAAGCCGAGGUUUAUUAUGCCGAGACAUAAGCCCUGAUGGCUUUCGUUUCUACAUUAAUCUAUUUCCUGAGAUUCGUACAGAUGACAUUUACCUAGUGAAAGAUCAGGGAAUCUAUGCUACAUGGAUCGAGUGUGCAUCUUCUACUUCUAGGCAAGACACACUUCUUCUAUCUCUUUGAUCUUUGGUGGAAUUGUAUAUGAUAUCGAACUCGGGUUGCAGCAAACAUCACAGAAAUGAGGUUGAAAUUGUAUUGUUUUCUUUUACU